AUGGCCGAUGAUUUGAACACUGUUAUCAAGAAGAUGAUGGAUAACACAUCUGGACAAGAAAAUGAUGAUUAUGAAAAUAUAUGGUCAUCUGAAAGCUGUGGAGAUGUUGCCUACCAAGUUGCAGUCAACAAGCAAAGUGAAGAGGAUGCCAUUGUUGACCUCCGAGCAGAUCAUAGCUUUACUACACCCAGUGGGAGUGCUCAGCCUUUCCUAGGUGAAGGAUCGCAGGAUACAGGUUCUGAGCAGACUAGCUCUGUUCCAUCUGCGAUAGCACGACGUGCGAGGACUAUUAGCAGAACAUCUGGCUCUCGGCUUUCAGAUUACACAGCAUCAUCUCAAACAACAGCGCGAAAUGUUCGUUCCCGAGUAAUCGCCGAUGAGUUUGCACUGAGAGAGGCAAAUUAUAAAAGGGCUCAGGAGAGAGAAGAAGAAGUCCACAGGCUGAAGAUUGCUAAGAAGGAGUUUCUGGUGAAGGCUGCUGAAGAAAAUUCUAAAAAGCCAGUUGUUGAACGGCAGAAUGCUGAAGAAGUGCUCCCACCUUCGGCUUCUCUGGUACCAAAUACAUCACAGCAAAGUGUUGAAAGUGACCUUCUUGAUGUAACAGAUGAUGAAGAAACACGGAGCCAAGAUGCAUUAGAUGAAGGGACGCUGGGAAGAGAGCCUGACAAUUUUGAUACACAAGAUGAAAGACAAGGCGAAGAUCAGCACCAAGAAGAAUAUGACCAAGAAAAAGGGCGAAAUAGCGACAAUGAAGAAAAAUCCCAGCAAAUUGAAAACGAUGAAGAAAAGGUGCAUGAAACUACUCAUUUCGAUGUUGCUACUUGGCCAACACCAAUGCCUGAUGAUCUGAGAGUUGAAAUCGUUAAAGCGGGAAGUGAACCCUAUCAAAACAGAGAUGGUCCAUUUGUAGACACUGUCCAAAGAUCUGGAGAUAAAAUAAAAGGAAAGAGCCGACAUUUUCAUUCAGAAUGGUUUUAUAAAGCGUUACCAAAUGGAGAAAAAGUACUCAGAAAAUGGAUGGUAUACUCUCCAAUAAAAAAAAGCUUAUACUGUUUUUGCUGCAAACUAUUCACGCACCAUGAAACAAAACAGAGUUUCGUUAACGGUUUUAAUUCAUGGUGGAAACUAAAUCCUAAAGUGUCUGAACACGAGAAUUCUGAGGGCCAUCUCUCCUGUUUCGAAAAAUGGAAAAUCUUGGAGAAUGGAUUGAGGCUGCAAAAAACUAUCGAUUAUGAGCAUCAAAUGGUCUUAGACCAAGAAAAAAAGAAGUGGCGUGACAUUUUGAGUCGCCUUUUGGAUAUCAUUCUUUUCCUAGCACGCCAAAAUCUUCCUCUAAGAGGACAUAGAGAAGGGAUUUCAUCAGACAAUAGAGGGAACUUUUUAGAAUUAGUUAAUCUAUUGUCAAAAUAUGAUCCAGUGCUAAAAGAGCACAAAAUUAGAAUUGAACAUGCUAUCGCCUGUACAAAAAGUAAACGGGUAGAUUCUUAUUUGUCUAAAGACAUUCAAAAUGAGUUCAUCAGUCUUUUGGGGAGAGAAGUGAAGAAUAACAUUUUGGACGACAUAAAGAAAGCUAAAUAUUUUGGAAUUAUUUUCGAUAGUACACCAGACAUAUCACAUGUUGAUCAGAUGAGUUAUGUAAUCAGAUAUGUUCAUAUUGGAGGCGAUCAAGUUGAAGUGAAGGAAUCAUUUCUAGGUUUCUUCCCUAUAGCUGGAAAGACUGCAAUCGAACUUACGGAAAAUAUCCUUACGCAGUUAAAGAGUGAUAACUUGGACAUUCAUCUAUGUCGGGCUCAAGGAUAUGAUAACGCUGCAACCUUGGCAGGAGUUCAUGGUGGUGUGCAAUCUAUCAUUAAGGAACACAAUGCUAAAGCUUUGUUUAUGCCUUGUGCUAAUCAUUCGCUAAAUCUAUGUGGGGUGCACUCUUUCAUGAGUGUUAGUUCAAGUGUAACAUUUUUUGGAACAGUAGAAAGAGUUUACACGUUCUUUUCGUCAUCCACACAUAGAUGGGAAAUUCUAAUGAAAAGUGUAGGCGUAUCGGUCAAAAGACUAGUAGAGACAAGAUGGAGUGCUCAUCACGAUGCUGUUAAGUCAUUGAAGAAUAAUUUUGAGAAACUUGUAUCAACACUCGAAGAGAUGUGUGAUCCCAGAAGCAGCAGAGAAAACGUCGAUACAAGAGAAGCAGCAUCCACACUCUUACCAGCUUUAUGUGACUUCAGUUUUUUAUGCUACCUCUCUUUUUGGUGUGAAAUCCUAGAAGAAGUUAAUCAGACACAAAAGUAUAUCCAAACAUCUGGACUAUCGCUGGAAAAGUGUGUUAUAAAAAUUAAAGCCCUAAAAAUUUUUCUUCAAACUCAACGUAUACAAAUAGUGGAAAGAGCUAUUUCCUACGCAACUGAGAAAUGUGAGGACUUGGAUAUCUCCGUUGAAAGAAGAGGAAGGAGGAGAUUCCGAAAACGAAUGCCAGGAGAAAUGUCCCAAGAUGUUGGACUAACAUUGCCAGAAGAGUUGCAUAGAGCUAUGUUAGAAUGUCUUGAUAGAUUUUACGAAGAACUAGAGCAUCGCUACAAAGCAAUGGAUGAUAUUCUCAUAACAUUUGGUGUUGUUCAGUCUGAAACUCUACUUACGUCAACAGAAGAAGAACUUCGUGAUAAAGUUACAAAAAUCUAUGAUGAAUUUUCUGCAGAGGACAUUAUUUUGGAGAUUUUACGACUGAGGCGCCACUUGGAAGCCGCCAGCAUUUCUCUUCAAGAAGCGAUCCAAUGGACUUCCUUGGAGCUUCUGAAAUUUAUUGUAAAAUGGGACUAUUCUGAGUCUGUUCCAAGUCUAGCUCUAUGUCUAAGAUUUUUUUAA
Molecule: messenger RNA, 2850 nt
Organism: Chilo suppressalis (striped riceborer)
Lineage: Eukaryota; Metazoa; Arthropoda; Insecta; Lepidoptera; Crambidae
Source: the annotation of a GenBank genome assembly